Molecule: messenger RNA, 3623 nt
Organism: Nomia melanderi (Alkali bee)
Lineage: Eukaryota; Metazoa; Arthropoda; Insecta; Hymenoptera; Halictidae
Product: protein BTG2
Biological process (GO): negative regulation of cell population proliferation
Cellular component (GO): cytoplasm; nucleus
Source: RefSeq, a predicted model, not a curated record
ACAAAGAGACAAAGCUACUUGGUUCGUGUCGACGGUUGAUACCACUAGAAAGUCGUUGGUAGUCCGUGGGUGCGGUUGUUCCGCGGUUAAGAGAAGGGUGCGUCGGUUUUGGGUAGUCGCGAGAAAGUUUUUCUCUGGCAGUUUGGUAAAAGGUGUUUUUAAACACAGAGUGAAAACAGCGUGGGAAGAGGAAAAAAAGAAGAAGAAGAGAGAAGAAACGAAGAAGUAAAUUCGAAGCGAGAGAGGGAAAAAGUUUUGAAACACGUCGGUUGUUGUGAUCGUUGGAACGAGUUUAUUAUUCGAGAAAAUCCAUCUCCGCAGUCUUGUCGAUUCUCACGGGCAUCCUAGGGAUCGGAGAAACGAUUUGGACCGCGCGUUUCUCAACAAGUACGAUUGAGUUAAAGACGGAAAAAUAUCGCUCGCGAUCGCGGCAUUACCGGCCACGAACACGACGAAAAAAUUCGAAAAAGGAUAGAUCAUCCGUUGAAACGGUCCGCGGCGAUCGCGUCGAAUAAAGAAACCGCUCGCGCGAGAUUGUGUUUGCCGAUUUGAUAUAUUCGUGGUGAGAAAUCUGUCGGUAGUCCCGACCCGACCCGGCAAUCACGUUUUUCCGCGCUGGAGCGUCGACGAACGAACCCGGAGUGCGACCGUGCGACGUGGCCGCCGCGACGCCAUUUUGUGAAGAUUGCUGUGUACGUAUCGCCGCGAGCAACAACGGCCCCUCUCGUCGCGCCGUGACCCAUCGUCGGAUCGGUGAAGAAACGGCUUGCUCGUUCUCGCUUCGAUCGCCGCGCGUCGUCGUCUCCUCCGUCGGAAUCAUCCCUGAAACUGGAAAAGGGUACGGAGGAGGAGGAAGGAGGAAAGGACUACCACCGCUGUGACAUAUACACAGAGGCUCGCACGUAACGGAGCAGGACGCUGCUCGCGGAUCAAUUCUCGUCCUGGGUGGCUUCGCUUGGCAACCAUGAGACUGGAAAUCGUGUCGGCGGCGGAUUUUCUGGUGCACCUGCUGCGUCUCCAGGCGGGACAGCUGUCCGAGCGUCAGCUCGAGAUGUUCAAGUCAUCGUUGACGGAGGUUCUACGUCAUCGUUACAGGGACCAUUGGUUCCCGGAUCGUCCGAAUCGUGGCUCCGGUUACCGUUGCAUACGCAUCAACGGUAAAAUGGACCCGGUGAUCGCGCAGGCAGGAGCGAACGUCGGUCUCCUGCCGACGGUGUUGCACAGCCUGUUCCCAAGCGAGCUCACCAUGUGGAUCGAUCCGUCGGAAGUGUCGUACAGAAUCGGAGAAAAUGGGUCCAUCUGUGUCCUAUAUGAACGCACCGAGCCCGACCCGGAGGAACAACACCAGUACCAGCAUCAGCAUAACCAUCAGCACCACCACCAGCAGCAACAACAACAGCAACAACAGUUCGAGAGCUGCAAGGACUCGUUGUUGCUAGAGCACUCGCAGUUCAGCGAGCAGAUCGCCGCGUUCGUCUCCAGUUGAAGCGUCUCACGGCGCACGUAUUCGUCAGCGCGACGACGCUAGGCGUCAUCCCGCUUCAUUUUUUUCCAUUGGACGUGCAUCACGCUCUCGGACUGAUCGAAGCAUUUCUCGCGUUUUUUUUUCGUGAUAUAUGUAUAUAUAUGUAUACAUGGUUGGUAUAUGUAUAUGUAUAUAUAUAUAUACGCAUAUAUGUAUACACAUAUUAUAUAGAUAUAUACAUAUACGUGAUCCGUGCUCCCCUCUGGCAAGUGAAAAGAAGAAUUUGUAUUUGGAGUCGUGUAACGCGAACGCGCGCGCGCGCAGUCUUCUCGACUAUAUCGAACACCAGCAGUUUCCAGCAAGCGACGAACAGCGAAAAACACGAGCGUAUAUAUUGAAAGGAACGAAUGAAAAUCCGGUUUCUUUUCUGGCAACUUCUGUGAAGAAUUAUUCGUCCAUGAGUGGUGACCCGAUUGGUCCCACCCAGCAUUUGCCAACCACGACUGACUCUAGUCCAGCCGUGCGCGGGUGACUCCCCGAAAUUUCUCGGGUCACGCUUGCCGCACGGCAGAUGUAUCAUCAUCGUCAUCGUUUGAACACACGACACAAGGAUAGCGCAGCGCGUUCGCGUGACAACGACAUCGUUGUAUUACCCGUUAAAGACCAGCAGACGUCGAGCGUCCCGGCGCGUCUCGCGAGAAGACAACCGGGCUCUUUCUUUUGUUCCAGUCACCAGGGGAAGGAGCAGCGGCCGCCCAGCGAGACCGCCACCGCUGAAAAGCGAGGAGAAGUAUCACGAAAAAAAAGCUAUAAUAAAGAAGAUGGGCGAGCUCCACGAGAAACUCUCUCUCAGCCCGACUAUAAUUGAUCUCAGCCUCCUCUCGCGCGCGCUUCCGUUGAUAAUCCUGAGAGGCGAAGCCGUGCGGGACCGGGGGAACAACGAACCAGUCUGACCCCUCUACUCUCUGUCCCAGAGAGAAAGAGAGAGAGAGAGAGAGAGAGAGGUGGAUGCGAAAGAAAAAAGGGCGCCUCUCUCCCUCGAGAAGAAUCCAACAACGUGUUUUUACCGUCGCGAAAAAAAUCUCUUUUCUUCCACGAAGUCUCUUUGCGUAUCAUUCUCGAUCGAUUAACUCUGAAGCCUCUCGUGUUCUGAUGUUCUUGGUAAUAUGCUCUCCCUUCUAUGCGGCGAUCACGAAGGAAACCGAGGACGAGGAUACGUGUAUCUUUGAACGGGAAACGAACGAGGGAAAAAAUGAAAGAGCAAACUCGAUUCCGGUUUCAAGAUGGACGAACGAACAACAUAUCCAGUCUCUUCUGUCCGGUCAACUGUGAUCGUCCAAGAUCAUUUUCUUUUCUCCCCAACCUCGCACUGUGAAUGCAACUUACCACCGAGCCACACACUGACACCCGAAACAAAACACAUUCGACAAUUCGGGAAGGAAGAAAGCAAGCCUGUUCUAUUUUGCCAUGUGAUCGAACGCAACAGGAGCCCGUUCGUUGGCCGAUCGGUUCUCUCGGGACACCUCGGGGGGAUCGGUCUGGUUCCCGGCGAUCGGGAACGCUGUUGGUAUCAACGACGCCGAUGUCCAUUGGCGUUUUCGCAGAGGAGCGGCCCCGAGUAUUCUUUUCUGGAUCAUCCGUCGUCCAUCGUCCGUCAUCCAUCGUCCGUCAUCCAUCGUCUUCACUGGUCGUCGGCUGUUGGGCGGUCUCAAGCUCGACGCAUGUUUUUUGGUAUCGUUGACACAAUAAGAACACACGUUUACACUGCAUACGUACAAACCUUUAACAAAAAGCGCGAGUUUAUAUGUACAUAUAUAUAUUAGGUAUUAUGUACGGUAGGGAAAUAUCGUAUAUACGCGCGGGAGCGAACCGAAAAUUCAGCUUACGCGUGUAUGUGUCGUGUCGAAUUGUAUAUUAUCUGUUUUCUCGUCGAGUGGAGUAGAGAGAUCGAGUGAAAGACAGAGAGAGAGAGAGAGAGAGAGAGAGAGAGAAAGAGAGAAUGAAAUGUUUGCUUGAGUAGAGUGUACCAUGUUGAGCAUGCGCGAACGUUGAGUGGAGAGAAAGGGGAGCGUGUAUGUGUGCAUGGCUGUGUGCGAGAGUCAGAAACGAGGCAGAAUAUAACAUGAAAAAAUGAUAUGAAGUAAACAACUGUGAUUUU